Messenger RNA from Chlamydomonas reinhardtii, 2597 nucleotides. RefSeq lists its product as uncharacterized. Bases 37 to 2298 code for a protein of 753 amino acids. Gene Ontology annotation, molecular function: protein binding. Lineage: Eukaryota; Viridiplantae; Chlorophyta; Chlorophyceae; Chlamydomonadales; Chlamydomonadaceae. The transcript has 6 exons. The record is from RefSeq and is a predicted model, not a curated record.
UAUGAAAUUAAACCAAGCUACAUGUAGAUAUGGCUAAUGGACCACGCAGACCUGAAUCAGGCGCUGGAGACCGGGGAACUUAACCUGUCCGCAAGGCAGCUGCAAGGUGUCCCGGACCUUGUGUUUACAUGCUGUGGUCUCCACGUUCUAAACCUGUCAGCUAACAGCAUCAGUAGCUUGCCCAGCACGCUUGUGCAGCUGAGGUCGCUCACGGACCUGGACUUGUCCUUCAACCAGCUGCGGGAGUUGCCGGAGUGCUUGGGGGCGCUUACUGGUCUCGUCUCACUACGCGCCCAGUACAACCAGAUUGAACGUGUGCACCCAGGGGCUGUUUCCCGCCUGGGUGACUGCCUUGAAGAGCUGGUCCUCGCGGACAACUCGCUCUCCUGUCUGCCGCCGGAAAUAGGCUGCCUGAGCCGGCUGCGGCACCUGGAUCUGCGUUUCAACCCGCGCCUAGCCGGCCUGCCGCCGCAGCUUGGCCGCCUCGCGGGCAGUCUACUGCGGCUGGGGGUGGAGGGCUGCCCGCUUGGAGAGGCCGACACGGCAGGUGCCGAAGGGCAGCUGCACGAAUCCGGCAUCCGCCCUGCCUCGGCAACACCGGGCCGCAAGCAGUUGCAGCAGUUCUACCGGGUGCUGCAACAGGUGGCCGCGCAGGCAGAGGCGGAGGUGCAGGCCACGGGUGUACCGGCCCCAGGAGCAGCAGGUGGACGCGCCUGUCAGGCCCUCCAGGCGGUUCUGCAGCAUUUGCAAAGGGUAGGCGAGCUGACUGGACAGCGGCCUACUUCGGCGGCGGCAGCCAGGUCUCACGCGCACGUUAGUGGGGUGUGUGCAAAGCUGGCGGACGGGCCCAGCGGCGCUGCCCAGGUGCUAGGUGGCACCGUGCAUCCAGGCAUGGCAGCCACACAGGAUAAGGAUCUGGGGACACGGCCCAAGGAGAUGGCCUGCAGCAAGCCGUCACCUGCAAGCGCAAAUCAGGUCAGCAAGCGAGUGGAAGUACUGACACUCGGCAACACGGGCGUGGACGGCCAUGACCCUGCCUCGUUAAGGAGCGGCAGCGGGCGGAUGGCGCGGCCCGGGCACCUGCAGCCGCUUAACACACAGCUGGGGCCCGGGGUAGCGCACGCCGCUGCAGCAGCCACUGUCCCCCGCUCGCCGCUGACUGACUUGCGCAACAGUCAUGCGGACCUGGAGCUGUCGUAUGACGAUGACGACGAUGAAGGUGGCCGAGCGGGGGGCCCUGGCAUUAACAUUGUUGGCGACGGUGCAGGUGCAGCCCCUCCGCUGUCGCCUGGGCCUCUUUCCCCGGGCAUGUCGGGUGCUAUGGGCGACGGCACGAGCUCGGCCAUGUCGCGCGCGCUGGAGGAGUUGGCGGACCUGCCGCCCGCGGCGGCUGCAGCCAUGUAUCGCUCGCUGGACAUGGUGGCGGCAGGCGUGCAGGAAAUGCGGGAAGGGCGCCCCCUGUCGCGAGGCGGCACCGCAGCGACCCUGGGGCUGCCUGCUGGCAUGCCACGCCCAUCCAUCUCCUCGCAAGGACACCGCCGGCCAGGCAGCAGCUGGCUACGACCAGGCACCAGCGCCGGCAGCAGCAUGGGCCGAUACGGAGAGGCAUACCGGCCCGGCACAGCGUCAGCCUCUGCUGGCCAUACCAACACCGCGCAAGGACCUCGUCAGGUCUCCGCCAGUGCAGAGCCCUUGACGGGUGCCAUGGCUUUGUUAGCAUCGGCUGGGAUGGGGCAGUCACAUGGCAGUCGGGCUGGGGACGUGCGGAGACCUGCCAGCAGCGACGCCGCGGGGUCUUCGGCGGCACCAGCGGGAGGGGUUGACAGCUGUGGCUUGGCACUGGGGGCCAUGGCCCCCAUCACCUUCCCGCUGGCGUCUGGGGUGCGCGGCAUGCUACGAAACAGCAGUCGCGGCUCGUCUCGCGGCGGUCAGGAGGGCGGUUUAGUGGGCACACCUGUUGGUGACGCUUCGCCUGGAGCACGGCCUGCAGGUUUGCCGACCGGGCGCUCCGUGGGAGAAGAAGCAAAGUCCGCAACGCAAGGCCAAGGCGUGCACGUGCCUGUUGGGUCAGCUGGCUCGUGGUCCGGCAGGCCCGCUGGUGGUCCUGAUGGUGGUGACGGGGGCGGCAGUGGUGGUGGCAGUGACGCUGAUAGGCUAGGCGCGGCAUUGGACCAGCUGGACGUGGUGCGGCGACUACUGGCGGCGCGCAACCCACACCUGCUGGAGGCCCUGGACCAGGAGGUGUUCCUGGAGGGAGAGGAAGGGGCCGCGAAGGCUCCCGGAGAAGAGGCAACGUAGGCUUGACGCGUCAUUUCUGGCUAGGCAUGUGGCAAGCCCGUACAAGGUACUACGGUAGUUGUUGUUGUGUGUGGUUACAAGGUGGUGAGCACGACGUGCAUUCCUGUCCUUGUAGAAACCGAGGCCCGGGCCGGGGGGACCUUAUAACGCCUGCAACACUUAUAUAUGCAGCUAGUUUGGUCCCCGAAUGGGGGUGCUUCUGCUCCUGUGCUCCCAAAUGGAAUCUAGUAACGCGGCUAACCUGGCUGGGUCCGUAUUCUGCAUAACGGCCUGCAUCCCGCCUGUAAAAUCGAUCUCGC